GCGGAUAGGCCGCGAGAGGUUUCUCUCUAUUAGGCGAGAAAGCUUUCGCUAAUACCCCAACUUUAGAUAAACAGAACACACCUUUUGGAACUAUCUCUCGCGGACGAGCCAGGUAUGAGAUUUCAGUGAGGUCUUUGUUUGGGGGCAGAGAGAAGAAAAACCUUGUCUGAAGUCCCGGAUCACUGCGUUUUUCUUCUUUGAGUUCGCUACAUCGUACAACACCUUCCUAGUAUUUGGUCCUUAUGAAUAGGUGUGCAUUCAGACUGUGUUCAUUUGCUCGAUGACACGCUAAAUUGCACAUUAAACUGAUAACUGUGAGCGCGAUAUCGCUUCAUCAUGGAUCUAAUUAUUCGCAGGACUUGCGAACCUCCAGCCGUGGCCUGUCCCAUCAGAUGUGGUUACUGUAUGUGACUUUUGAAGACCUGCUGUGCCUUCGACACCCGAGCUUAUCCUGUCAUCUGCUGUCUACCCGGGUCAAUGUUGAUGAAUUUCUGAUGCCUGCUCGUUUGAUUUCUAACACUACGACUGGCAUUACCUCCUUAAAACCUGAUCUCGAAUAUCGAAGAUCUGCUGGGAAUCGAACAAAAAACGUUACAAGUGUAUCUUCACAGGGGAUCGCCGUUCAGGGAGACAAUUGUGAAACCAAUUGGGAGCACAUUCACGCGCUAAAGAAAACAAUUGACAGCGAUUGGUUCACCGAUAAGAAGCGAGAAGACAAUAUUUCAACUUCUUAUCCGAUCUCAAACAGACAGAGUCUUGAAAGCAGUGAUAGGGAUCUAAAUGGGAGAACAAUACACCAAACCAACUGUUCGGCUCGUUUAAACACCAUGGCCUUAAGUCGUGUUCAACAGAGCAGCCGUGUACGCGAAACAAUGAGAGAUUACAGUGCUGACCAAGUCGCAAAAAAUAAACCCAAGUGCUUUAAAUAUCCUAAUCCUCGCCGGGAUAAAUCUAGCACUUCAGCUGACGUUUCCCAACAUGGAUUUCCGCCUCGGACUAACGGCUGUGUCUCUCGGUCAAAUCAGAUCAACCAUCCGGACAAUAGGCGGACAACCCGCGCUAAUCCGGAUUUAGGCAUUACGGGUUCGUAUUCGCAGUCCCCUGAUGGAUUGUUUGCAAAUAAUAACCGUGUGGGCAGCGAACAAAGACUAACACAGCGUAACUUAACUGAGAAAAACACGCGAUCUCAACCAAGACCCUCCACUCAUGAAAAGGCGAUGCAAGAGAACAAGUGUAGAGGGAACCGAACCCAGUGUUGGGUGGAGGAGGAGAACUUUCGCCCUCCACCGAAAGAAAAAAGAAUUCUUGGCAGGCAGGCGGAGAGAAUGCUGCUGAAAAAGAGAGAGGGACAAGCUGUGAAAUGUUCAAAAGAUGUUUCUAAUGUUAGGAGUACUGCUAUCAGACCGACAGAGCUAUUCGCGUCAAGGGGUAAAAGUGCUGGGGAAUUAAAACGCUCUGCCGGACCUCCCACCCCGAGGAGUGAAACUGCCACUACACCGGACAGCUCCCGGAGGCCUAAGAAACUAUGUGUUUUUCAACCCAAACAGUCUGAAGCUACCCCGGUUGUUAGUCCGGAUUCUGGAUUGGAUCAUACAAUUCUCUCGGAUUCUUUCGACCAUGUGCUGUCUAUUGAAGCGCAGUUUGACGAUCCAGUGCAACAAAACGAAAUGGUGCGUUCGAAUUCCACAGACUCGUCACCCGUCACAAUAUCAAGCGGAUACGAAAGUGAUUCUAUUCAGACUUGUGAGGCGGAGAUUGACAAAAUAUUCGUGAACAAUAAAUCAAGGAUAGGGAAUAUUACCAACGUAUCGUCCGUCACGGCUUUUCCCAAUCCCUCGUUACACGCUAGUGCAAUGGACCUUUCGUCCACCAUUUUUCAAUCCGUCCCCCUCCCAUUAGGUGCUGAUCCUGGUUCUGAGAAGUUAAACCAGUCAUUUGUUAGUUCAGUGUCGCGAACUCCAGAAAAGCCUACUGGAGUUCUAGACCGGUCUUUCCAAAUCCCAGACAAGUCUUCGGUUAGAAAUAUCCGAGCCACAGAAACUGAUUUUAAUUCGUUACCAAUUUUCCCUCGUGGUCAAAACGAACCUACUGCGGCUCGAUUCUCUCCUGUUCAGCGAAAUAACCACAAACUUACAAAAGUGGCGAGGUCUAUGUUUGAAAUUAUUAACGAUUUGCAAGAGGAAGAAAAUUUAAAAGCCAAUGCUAAUAACAAAAAGAAGUGCAAGAAAGUCAAACGUGCGGACCCAAUUCGAUCUGAAAAUGCCAGUGUCAUCAAAAACAAUUUUCAAAGAGGUUCAGCGGAAUCACUGAACGAAAGCAGAUUGUGUAUUUCGGAGGAAUCUAUUAGUAGCAGGGAUAAAAUAGACGCCUCUCGGGGUGUUAAUGCGAAAUCCGAUUGUGUCCCCGUUCAUACCCCCGGCGUUAAAAGUGAGCCUAUUGUAAAUGAGAAUAAUGAGGACGUUCAAUCAGAACGCCACACAGAUACCUUGUUACAGUUGCCCCCAACAAUUGAGUGUCAAUCUCCCUUGAGCAGCAAUAAUAGCUCAAUCCGGGAGUCUUCCAGCCACCCGGUGUCUUCAAGUGUUUUCGUUUCGCGAGCACCUUGUACAGUAAACAAGGCGGAGAUUCAAGAUCCUAUUCCAAAAGCCUCCUUUGCGCAGCAGGAGAGAACCAACGACCUUUCACCCCAGGUCCAGCCCGGCACUUUAGUUGUCAAGUGUUUACGCAGGCCAUUAGGCGCGCACAGUUCAGACUUUCGAGCUAACGACCUCCCACAUUCGUCUUCUGCAUGUUUCUAUGAAGAAUACGAAGGAUCUCCGAGUGUUCAGCCGUCGACAUCUGGUCAUCAGCAAGUUCCACCUGCUGAAUUUUCGCAUUUCCAUUUCCAAUCUCCUCCAUCUGUGGUCAACCACAAUGUUCCUCAUCCAGAUUCAGGACGCCUGAUUGUAUUCGACAAUGGGGUCACGCCGUAUGCCACAGCCCGAAUUCCCGGAUGUUGCACCCCAAAACGGGACGAAAAACUGGACGAUCAUGUUUAUGAAACGAUUCCAGGUGAUGAGUUUCUCUAUGAGGAACUUAUGCGCAUGCGUGCGAUGGGAUUACUUUCAAAACGGUUACGUAAGGUUCCCGAUAUGCCCGGACAUUUUAUACCAUACGAAGCACCCGAGCUUCCAGCCCGCAAUAUGAACAAUACACCCCGUCGAAACGACCAGUUUGUUGUCCUGAGGGAAGCGCGUCAGAACCCAGCAAUCCAUACUCCGCCCCCUCCCUGGCGAUCUGUGGAACACGUUCGUAAUGGCUCCACGUCGUGGGACGGGUAUUCCUACCCCUAUAACGAGGGCCCACCUAGAUACUUCACGAAAUGGACGCCCAGUGACCUCCUUAGUUAUGUGGACGGGAUCAGACAGCCAGCGCCAAAGAGGAGGGAGAACUUUUACCUUCUGCUGAACAAUAAACAGAAGCGCGCCGAUUUCUCAGAAUCCCUUGAAAUCGAAACUAAGCUAAAAAAUAUGGGACUUCUUUGGGGUGAUCGAACCCCUAACCAUGGACCCGAGUCUGAAAGAGCGCCCUCUAUCGAGAUGUCAGGGGAUUCUGGACAAACGUUUUUGCAAUCAACAUACGUAUAGAAUAGUACUGUGUGUUACAAUCAUUUGUUUUUGUGCCAUAAAAAGACAACAACUAAACAUCAAGUGCAAAAAAGUAGUGCUACAGUCAUCUGUUGAUCAUAUAUUUAUAUUUUAUACCUUUCUGUUAUUUUACUUUGCAAAUCCAAUUCACCAAUUAAUGAGAAGGAAUUUUUGAUGUUAAUUAUAUACUGUAACACUGCCCUUCAGACAAAAAAUCCAUGAUUUUCCUUGCUGUGUAGUUUCAUCCAUGAUGGAAUAAUGCAAUAUUCUUUAUUUUUUUUUACUUUUAUAAUAAAGAGAAAUCAAUUAUAA
Molecule: messenger RNA, 3938 nt
Organism: Magallana angulata
Lineage: Eukaryota; Metazoa; Mollusca; Bivalvia; Ostreida; Ostreidae
Exons: 2
Coding region: 393-3626 (1077 amino acids)
Source: RefSeq, a predicted model, not a curated record